Molecule: messenger RNA, 2666 nt
Organism: Sebastes umbrosus (honeycomb rockfish)
Lineage: Eukaryota; Metazoa; Chordata; Actinopteri; Perciformes; Sebastidae
Product: high affinity choline transporter 1-like
Exons: 9
Coding region: 311-1948 (545 amino acids)
Biological process (GO): transmembrane transport; choline transport; acetylcholine biosynthetic process
Cellular component (GO): plasma membrane
Molecular function (GO): choline:sodium symporter activity
Source: RefSeq, a predicted model, not a curated record
UUUCAAACAUGUUGCGACCUUUACACUUUAGAAUUGGGUGUCAUCUAAGAAAUGAUUUAAAGGGGACACACCGUUGUCAUUUCAGAAACAGCAACAUCCAAACACACUUGUGAUUAAAAACCUGCUUGUGACCGGUGCUGAACGCGACCCCCCCCCCCCUCUCUCUCCAGGUGUGACGUUUCAAAGGGGGACAACAAUACAGAGAAGUGACCGGCUUUAACAAUACACCCGUAUAGCUCCUCACUUUACCGACCAUACAGGCAGCAGAUGCGCGGAAGAAAGGACACCGGCGCCUCGACACAAAGACAUCAUGGCAGUGAAUGUCCCUGGACUGGUGGCUGUGGUGGUUUUUUAUAUUGUCAUCUUGGUAAUUGGAAUCUGGGCAUCUCGAAAAUCCAAGAAAGUGGAGAAGACGUGUGUUGGCACUAAGAGCGAAGUUACCAUUGUCGGUGGCCGCAACAUCAGCGUCCUGGUCGGGGUUUUCACCAUGACAGCAACAUGGGUUGGAGGAGGUUACAUUAUGGGAACUGCUGAGGCUGUUUAUUCUCCUUCUCAAGGUCUCAUCUGGGCUAUGGGGCCUCCUGCAUAUCUUAUCAAUUUUCUUUUGGGUGGAUUGUUUUUUGCAAAACCUAUGAGGUCAAAGCGCUACGUGACCAUGUUGGACCCGUUUCAGCAUCGCUAUGGCAACAUGUUCACUGCAACACUGCUGCUUCCUGCUUUGGUCAGUGAUAUUUUGUGGGUUGCCUGCAUCCUUGCUGCUCUGGGAGGAACGAUGAGCAUAAUUCUUGGGCUGUCGUCUGCCCUCUCCAUCAUUAUCUCGGCAGCUGUCUCCAUCAUCUACACAUUUUUAGGGGGUCUCUACUCCGUGGCGUAUACUGAUAUCAUCCAGCUUUCCUUCAUCUUCAUCAGCCUGUGGCUCUGUGUUCCUUUUUUGAUACUCAGUCCUGCAGUUGCUGACUUCUCACAGGCAGUCCACUUCAACCAAACAGCUGGAAACUCGUGGGUCGGAGAGUUGAAGCUGGAAGAUGCAGGAAAAUGGGCGGAUGAGAUGCUGUUAUUGGCUUUAGGGGGACUGGCCUAUCAAGCUCUCUACCAGAGGAUCCUCUCUGCAGCCUCCUCUGCUCAGGCUCAGGUCACCUGCUUUGCUGCUGCUGGGACCGUUUUCGUUAUGGGAAUCCCUUCAGUUAUCAUUGGAGCAGUGGCUUCCUCUGCAGACUGGAACCAGACAGCGUACGGUCUACCCCCUCCUUUUGAACGAGGGGAGGCAGGGAAGAUCCUACCGCUGGCCCUGCACUACCUCACACCCACCUGGUUGUCAGUGUUAGGCAUUGGAGCUGUGGCGGCAGCAGUUAUGUCCUCCAUGGACUCUGUGCUGCUGUCCUCAGCAUCCAUGUUUACGCAAAACAUAUACAAGACGACUUUGAGGAAGCAGGCCUCGGAGCAGGAGCUGCAGCGGGUGAUCCGUGUUAGCGUGCUGCUGGUGGGCCUGGCGGGAACAGGCCUGGCCUUUGGCGACGACAGCGUGUUCGGCCUCUGGCUGGUAAGCGGGGACCUCCUGUACUGCGUGGUCCUCCCGCAGCUCGUCUGCGUGCUGCACUUCAGCUGGGCCAAUAGCUACGGCGCCAUCAGCGGCUAUUUAGUAGGACUGCUGCUGCGUGGGAUGAGCGGCGAGCCGCUGCUCGGGAUCCCACCUCUCAUCCUGUACCCCGGCUGGAGGGAGGUGGACGGAGUCAUCACACAGUACUUUCCCCACAGGACUCUUGCCAUGCUUUCCUCUAUGAUAUGUGUUAUUUCAGUGUCCUGUCUGGUGGAGCUAGGCUUCUGCCACCAACUCAUUCCUCAUUCCUGGGAUGUACUGGGGGCGUUUGAAGAGAAAAAAGAGGCAGAAGGGGAGGAAGUACCUGUUCCUCUGGAUGAAAAGAACAGUAUCCUUAAUACAAAACUCUAGGCUUAACUUAAGUACAACUUCAGCCAAAGUAUACCCAAACCUCCUUUUUAUGCAAAUUCCUACCAACCUUCUUCUCUGCACAGACUAUUUACGCACACUCUUACAUGUACUGUUUAUUACACAUGUUUAAUACUGAAUUAUAUGCUUUAUAUGCACCAAACUGACCAGCAGUAUGUGGAGAGUGAUUCAGGGAGGCAGUGGAUAUGUGCUGGGUGUCUCUUUUUAAGGCCACAUAUGAAGACCUCAAGAUUCUGAUGUUAAUGUCAGAAGUCAAUUGCUUUUUUCCACAUCGUCCUAAUCUUCUUAAAAUGAAACUCUUUCCCCGAUUGUUAAUCACUGGUAACACAAACAUUGUCGUAGUUUCUUAAUCUAGUCUCCUCUACUCGAAACCUUUUCAGUACGUUAAGCUCAACCCAGGUGGUGUUAUUUAAAUUGUGUAAUCAUUGUUGUACUUUCUAAGGAGUUUUGCCUCUUUUGCAUUUAUUAAGCACUGAGGGGACAAAGCAAUGCCAUUUGAGAUGCAAUACUUGAGACGCUGAGGUUGAGUAUUCCUCAGAAACAAAGAAGUCUAGCAGGGAAGUGCCUGCUGGUAGAAGUGUUUACCAUUAUUUUAUGUUUUAAAGGGAUCAUUUAUUGAAGGACCAUCAAGAUAUAGAAUUAUAACUGCUAUUUUUUAGAUGUUUUGUGAUUGCAAGUGUUCAUAAAAAAUGAAACCAUA